Molecule: messenger RNA, 5305 nt
Organism: Vespula vulgaris
Lineage: Eukaryota; Metazoa; Arthropoda; Insecta; Hymenoptera; Vespidae
Gene: AcCoAS
Product: acetyl-coenzyme A synthetase
Exons: 11
Coding region: 444-2444 (666 amino acids)
Molecular function (GO): acetyl-CoA synthetase activity; AMP binding
Source: RefSeq, a predicted model, not a curated record
UCUCCUGUUUAACGUCGCGGAAUCAGUCGUGGUUUAUCAGCCAAACCGGUUAAGUCUGAGAGAGUGAAGUGCAGAUGGUUAAAAGCCGUGUACUUCCUCCUCCUUUUCCUCGUUCAUUCGUAAUCUCGAUCUUAUCCUUAAUAUCCAUCCUAAAUCUUAUUCGAUCAUAACGAAACUACGACUCGAUUGGGACUUUUUCAAAUCCGACACGACUAUCUUUUCUUUCAUUUUCCAUAAUAUUGAUCAGCCGAUGAAUUUUCAUAAAGAGUUUCGAUAUUUAAACAUUAUUAAUUAAUUAUAACUCGAUUAAGAAAGAACGAAAAAGAAAACGAAGAAAGAGGAUAUCUCGACGAGAAUAAUCUUCUAAUCAAAAAAUAUCAAAGAAGAUACAUCUAAGACAGGGAAAAGGAUCGAUACGUUCAAAGAGAAGACUUAUUUCAAAAAUGGCAGACAGGAUAUACCAUCCGAAUCGUGAGCUGGCGCGAAAUGCUUACUGUUCGAGUAUGGAACAAUAUAGGCAGAUGCAUAACAACUCCGUGAAGAAUCCAGUUAAAUUUUGGAGCGAAAUCGCGAACAAAUUUUAUUGGGAAACACCGGCGACGGAUGAUAAGUUUUUUUCUUACAAUUUCGACGUGUCCAAGGGCGAAAUAUUUAUUAAAUGGAUGGAAGGCGCCAAAACCAAUAUCAGUUUCAACCUACUCGAUAAGAACGUAAACGAUAACAAAGGCGAUGAAAUAGCAUUUCAUUGGGAAGGUAACGAUCCAAACGACCAUUCGAAAAUAUCCUAUAGAAAAUUGCUAGCAAAGGUAUGCAAAUUUGCGAAUGUACUGAGGUCGAAGGGAGUGACUAAGGGCGACAGAGUGGUCAUUUAUAUGCCAAUGAUUCUCGAGCUUCCUAUCGCGAUGUUGGCUUGCACAAGAAUCGGUGCGGUUCACUGCGUAGUCUUCGCAGGAUACUCGUCCGAUGCCUUGGCAGAACGUAUAUUAGAUGCCAAAGCAAAGAUUCUCAUAACUGUUAAUCUAGCCAAGAGAGGAGAAAAAUUAUUGUUUCCUAAAUAUAUUUGCGAUAGCGCUAUAGAAAAAGUUGCAUCGCAUGGUCAUAAUAUUGAGACAUGUAUAGUUGUUUCUCAUUCGACCAGACUGAGCAACAAACGUUCUGGUUUGGACGAAAAUGGCACUGGAUCCUGGAAUUCCGAACGUGACUGUUGCUGGCACGUAGAAAUGGAGAAAGUGGAAAGUAAAUGCGAGCCAGUGUGGAUGGACGCGGAAGAUCCACUUUUUAUUCUCUAUACCAGCGGUUCUACUGGUAAACCAAAAGGAGUCCUUCAUACAAUGGCAGGUUACUUGAUUUACGCGGCAACAACAUUCAAAUAUGUUUUCGAUUAUCAUCCUGGAGAUAUCUAUUGGUGUACCGCAGAUAUCGGUUGGAUUACUGGCCACACUUACGUCGUUUAUGGCCCAUUGGCUAAUGGUGCAACCUCGGUCCUGUUCGAGGGUACACCGUUUUAUCCCGAAAACGAUCGAUAUUGGGCGAUCGUAGACAAAUACAAGGUCACUCAAUUUUAUACGUCUCCAACCGCGAUCAGAUCGCUCAUAAAAUUUGGGGACGAGUUCGUAAAGAAGCAUAAUUUGUCUAGUUUGAAGGUUCUCGGCUCGGUCGGCGAGCCGAUAAAUUCCGAAGCUUGGUUGUGGUUAUACAACUUAGUUGGUCAUGGCAACUGUAGUAUCGUAGAUACAUUCUGGCAAACGGAAACUGGUGGUCAUGUCAUCACGCCAUUACCAGGUGCGACCCCAAUGAAGCCAGGAUCAGCGGCCUUUCCCUUCUUUGGAGUGCUACCAGAAUUAUUGGAUGAAGAUGGUCACGUGAUCGAGGGCGAAGGAGAAGGAUAUCUCGUUUUUCGACAGCCUUGGCCAGGCAUGAUGAGAACUCUCUUUGGGAAUCAUCAACGUUUUCAAAAUACCUACUUCGGCAGAUUUCACGGAUAUUAUUGCACGGGCGAUGGUGCCAGACGAGACGCAGACGGUUACCUAUGGGUAACUGGCCGUAUCGAUGACAUGUUGAAUGUUUCUGGACAUCUUAUGUCUACGGCAGAAGUAGAAAGCGUCUUAGCAGGUCAUCCAUCGAUUGCCGAAGCCGCGGUAGUCAGUAAAACUCAUCCUGUGAAAGGCCAAUGUCUUUAUUGUUUUAUUACACCUAACGAAGGCAUCAAAUUUGAAAAGAAAUUGCAAGAUGAACUCAAGCAAAGAGUGCGAGAAAAGAUUGGACCUUUCGCCCAACCGGAUGUCAUUCAGCAUGCACCUGGUUUGCCAAAGACGAGGUCAGGUAAAAUUAUGAGGCGUAUACUGAGGAAGAUCGCGGCGGGUGAUAAAAAUGUCGGUGACGUAUCAACUUUGGCCGAUGAGGCUAUUGUUGAUCUUCUUUUCCAACUUAGGCCACAAAUUUAAAGGAAUCAAAAAUCAUAUAUAUAUAUAUAUAUAUAUAUAUAUAUAUAUAUAUAUAUAUAUAUAUAUAGUCUUUGUUGCCACGAUUGAAAAACAAAAAAGCUUACUAAAAAUAUUUAUGAAAGCUUAUACAACAAAUAUUGUUGAAGCUUCUAGAAUAUUUUUAUAAUUCUUUGUUUAUCCUUUUUUGUUUGUUAUUAAUAGUUAAAUUAUUAUUAUUGUAUUAUAUAAUUAUUAUUAUCAUUAUUAUUAUUAUUAUAACAAUAAUAAUAAUAAUAUGAUUAUUAUUAUUAUUAUUAUUAUUAUUAUUAUUAAUUAACCUUAUAUGUACAUGUAUAACACGGGCUUCAGAUAUAGAUAUAUGUAUUGUACUAUCUCGAUGAUCGGGAUUUAUUUUUGAAGAACAAUGUUUUAUUCUCUCUUUAGUUAAAAAGAAAAAGUAAAAAUGGUUAUUUUCGGAUGGUAUUUUUUCUACUAUUAUUGUUAUAUUGUAAGCGUAGAAAUAUUUUUAUCGAAUAUCGUUAUUAUUAUUAUUAUUUUUGUUAUUAUUAUUAUUAUUAUUAUUAUUAUUAUUAUUAUUAUUAUUAUUAUUAUUAUUACUACUGUUAUUGCUAUUAUUAUUAUUAUUAUUAUUAUUAUUAUUAUUAUUAUUAUUAUUAUUAUUAUUAUUAUUAUUAUUAUUAUUACUGUUAUUAUUAUUACUGUUAUUGCUAUUAUUAUUAUUAUUAUUAUUAUUAUUAUUAUUAUUAUUAUUAUUAUUAUUAUUAUUAUUAUUAUUAUUAUUAUUAUUAUUAUUAUUAUUAUUAUUAUUAUUAUUAUUAUUAUUAUUAUUAUUAUUAUUAUUAUUAUUAUUAUUAUUAUUAUUAUUGUCAUCAUUGUGAUUAUGAUUCAUUUCCUUUAUUGAUAUUCUAAUUCAUUAAGAAGACUAAAAAAUCACCACGUAGCAUUCUUUUCAUAUCUUAUAUUAAAAUGUUACGCUUUUUAAAAAAAAAGGUCUUCUUUUGCACAUUUAAUAAAGUAGUCCGCUGAAAGUUCAAUUUUUUAUUUUUUAUUGAAACCAAAUAGAAAUAUAAUCGUCAUAAAUAUGAUUCUUUCUUUAGCAAUAAAAAUACACUAAAGAAAAAAAACAACAAUCUAUAUAAACUGUCAUAAGAAAGUAUUUAACCGUCGUUUUAACAGAAUUUAUCGAUAAAGUCGAUCCACUUCUCUUUUGCGUUAGCCUUGCGAUUAAGAAAGAAAAUAAAUGAAGAAAAUUUUAUAGCAAGGCAGCGAUUAUAUUGAAUCGAUAAAAUGCCUACCUACUCGAUUGAAAGAACGGAAAUUUACAACAACGAGAUAUAGUAAUCAAUCGAUAAUUCAUUCGACGCUUAUUACUUUUAUGAAGAACGCAAAUAGAAAGAAAACAAAUUAUUUAUAUAUGUGUGUGUAUGUAUGUGUGUAUAUGCAUACAUCUCGUAAUGGUUACCAUGGUUUUUAAGCUUCUUGCAAUAAUCUAAUAAAUAAGUCAUAAAUAGAAAUUUAAUAGUUUCUAAUUGGCGAUAAAUAAUAAUAAUAAUAAUAAUUAGCUAAAUACUUUUUUUUCGGUAAAAAAGCAAGAUAUUCUUGACCUUUUUAAAUGGAACCAUUGUGCUUUUUCUUUUUUUUUUUUAAUAAUAAUGUAUAGUACAGUAGAACAAAUUCAAUGAGUACACAUAAUAUUAUUUUAAGUUUACAUUACAAUCCAAAAUAAAUAAUUUUAAAUUUGUUAAAACGUAAUGCUCCUCUAUUGAGAGAAUUCAUUACAAAUGUAAUAACAUACUAGUUGAAAUAGAUGUUCAAAUUAUAUUUUAUUUUCCGCAACUCUUUCUAUAAAUUAUUGUACGUAGCAUCAAUUAUUCUGCAAUGUUUUAUAGCCGUAAAAUGUUAGGAUGUCAUCGUAAACAUACGGACCAAUUAAAUAAUCAAUCAAAAUGUUUUUUGUAACAACAAACAUUAAUAUUUACAUUUGGCUAAUUAUUUUAUUGUAAUUUAUUAUAAUUAUUAUUAUAAUAAUAAUUAUAAUUUAUUUUUAUACUUAUAUUAUUUAAUUAUAAUUAAAUAAUAUAAGUAUAAAAAUAUAUUAUUUAGCAUAUAUUAUUUAAUUAUGAUUAUUUUAUUGCAAUUUAUUGCCAGUUAGAAACUAUCAAAUUUCUGUUCGUGACUUCUUUUGUUAAAUUAUUGUAAGUAUUUUAAAAAUCAUAAUUACCGUUAUGAGGAAUAUUUUGCAUAUAUGUAUAUACACACACACACACACUCACACACACAUACUUGUACGAAUUAUGCGCACUAUAGCUAAUGCAAGUUAAGAAAGAAAAAGCAUUCAAAUGUUUAUUGUAAUAAAAGCGUCCUGUAUUUAUGUACGUUAGAAAACAAAGUGAAAGCGAUCUUAAGCUAAAGAAAAUUAAUAAUGCCUCGUGUUCCUUCGAGGCGUGUCCGAUACAUAUCAUUUCUUGCGGAACAAACUUUAAGUGUGAUAAUUAAAAUAUAUAUACUAAUGUAUAUAUCGUAACGAUCGAAGAGAUAAUAUUAGAAAGAAAGAGAAAGAGAGAGGAAGAGAGAGAGAGAGAGAGAAAGAAAGAGAGAAAGAGAGAGAAAGAGAGAGAGAAAGACGAGUAUUAAUCUCUUUGCGAAAGAGAGUAUACUUAAAAAAUCUAGUGUUACUUUACUUGAUAAUUUAAUAAAUUACUUCCUUAAAAUUUCACGUAUUACACUUCGGCCGUAACGAUACGUACAUGUAUAUACAUAAAAGAAAAAAAAGAAUAUAUAUAUAUACUAUAUUAAAAAUUGCAAAACUAUGUAUAUGUAUAUGUGUUAAGAGUGAUAAUAAUAUUGUUCUGUUAAACAAA